AUGGAAUUUACUUACGUUCAAAGCCAAAUUUAUUUAUUCGAGUUCGAACCUGCCGUAAUUGAGGAUAUACGAGUUGUUGUUGGAAUAGAUUUUGGAACAACAUUUUCGGGGUUUUCUUACGCUUACGCUAAGCCCGAUAAAGCAAAAAUAGAGAUUGUAGUGAACGAUGAUUGGCCAGGAAUUAAAGGUUUUAAGAAAAUCAAUACCGUAUUACAAUAUGACGAAGACUAUAGUUCUGUUACCGCAUGGGGAGCUAAAGCGUUAGCUGGUGAACCUCCCAAAAGAAAUAAAAAAAAUAAGGAUUUACCAAAACCGGUGGAAUUGUUUAAAUUUCACUUGGGAAGAGUUCCGGAUAGUAAAAAACCCAAAUUGCCAGACAACAUUACUCCUGAAAGAGCAAUAACCGAUUAUCUUCGUGAAAUGGGAAAGACGAUUAAGCAAGAAAUCGGUCGUCGCUGGCCUGGAGUUGAUUUUUACAGUAACGUGCGAAUCGUCGUCACUGUACCUGCCGAGUUUACUGAAGAUACAAAGACAAUUAUGAGACGAUGUUUAUACGAUGCCGGCUUGACCAAAAGUCUUGGUACACUAAAUCUUCAAUUUACCACUGAACCGGAAGCCGCUGCGAUUCAUUGUAUGAAUGUGAUGAAAGAACAUAGAUUAACAACCGGAGCGACAUAUUUGGUUGUCGAUUGUGGUGGAGGAACUGUGGAUUUGACCGUUAGAAAACUAUUAUCAACUGAUCGAAUAGGAGAGACAACUGAGCGGUCAGGUGAUUUUUGCGGUGGUACCUACGUUGAUGAUGAGUUUUUAAAAUAUCUUGGGAAUGUAGUAGGAAAAUCCGCGAUGAAUAUGCUAAAGGAAAAAAACUAUGGCCAAAUCAAUUAUAUGAUGCAACAAUUCUGUUCCCAAGUUAAAAUUCCAUUCACCGGCGAAAAAUCCGAUUUCGAAACUAUUGAAUGGGAUAUUGAUAGGAAAUGUCCUGCUCUUAAGAAAUAUGUUACCGGGUCGGAAAGGGAUCAAUUAUCAGAAGAUGAUUGGGUCAUUGAUCUCAAUUUUAGAACCGUAAAAUCAUUCUUUGACCCAGUUAUCAACAAGAUUUUGGGGUUGAUUGAACAACAGUUAGAAAAAUGUUCGAAUUGUUCGGUGAUGUUUUUGGUUGGAGGUUUUAGUGAAUCACGAUAUCUUCAAAAUAGAAUUAAACAAAAAUUUGGUCAUAAUAUUAGCAUAGCAGUUCCACCUCAUCCACUUGCUGCGAUUGUAAGCGGUGCAUGUGAAUAUGGGCUUGAUAUGGAUACCGUAACUACAAGAGUAUUAAAGUGGACAUAUGGAGUUCGAAUUAGUUCUGAAUGGAAAUAUGGUGACCCACUAAAUCGCAAGACAUCAGAAAAUCGAAUCCUAAAAUUUUCUUUGAUGGCCAGUAAAGGGACAGAAGUGCGCGUGGACGAGGAAUUUUCUACACGCUUAUAUCCAACUUAUCCUGAACAAACCUCCGCAGAUGUAUCUUUCUUCUAUACUUCCAAAUAUGAUGCAGAAUAUUGCGAUGAGCCUGAGAUGAACUUAUUGGGUAGUUUCAAUGUUGAUUUGCCCGAUACUUACUUGGGUACGGAUCGUCCAGUGUUAAUAACGUUAUGUUUCGGUGCUAUGGAAAUUGUCGCAACAGCAAAGAAUGAAACUAAUGGUAAAGUCUAUCGUACAACGUUUUCUAAUAAAGAGUGAUACAAAUUAUUAAUUUGUUCUAUUAGUUCUUAAAUGUAUAAAUAAUGUUCAUUAUGAGAAGAAAAUUUUAAAUUUUAUAAUUGGACGGAUCAAAUUUUUAGUAUAAGUGUAACACUAAUUAACAUAU
Messenger RNA from Rhizophagus irregularis DAOM 181602=DAOM 197198, 1843 nucleotides. NCBI's taxonomy places the organism in Eukaryota, Fungi, Glomeromycota, Glomeromycetes, Glomerales, Glomeraceae. The record is from RefSeq and is a predicted model, not a curated record.